AUGUCUGGAGCCGGCCCGCGAGAGCAGCACCAGCCUUCCUCGUCGUCAUCGCACACGCCCGUCAUUGUCACUCCAGCAUCCUCCGACGACCGCGACGAGCUCGACUUCCUCGGCGACGACGACGAUAACGAUCGCGACAUCCUCGACCACGACCCCAUCCACGGCGACCUCAGCACGCCGCUGUCCUUUAAGCGCAAGCAGAAGCCCGCGCUGCUGUCGAACCCGCUGCGAGUCUUUUCGACGCUCGCCGGCUCGUCCUCGUCGCCGCCACAGUCGCAUCACCCGCGCUCAAACAAUCGCAAUAAUCAUGGCCACCAGCACUCCACCUCGCUCGCAUCGCUGGCCAGCGCCGCGGGCUCGCUGCGAGACCAAGUCUUUGGCAGCUCCCGCCCCAGCUCCAAAGACGGCCUCCCCAACGACUGGUACGCCGAGGGCCCCGGGCGGCGAGUCGCCUACGAGGACCUGACGGCCAUCGACUGGAUCUUCGAGUACACCAAGGAGCGCCAGCGCCUGCGCGUGCUGUCGUCGAGCUCGGGCGGCGGCAUCGUCAGCUACAUCCGCCACCUGCUGGACGCCAGUCAGGUCUGGAUCGUGCUGCUGCUGACGGGCCUGGCGGUGGGCGUGAUUGCGGCCCUCAUCGACAUCACCACCGACUGGCUGGGCGACAUCAAGCUGGGCUUCUGCGCGAGCGGGCCCGAGGGAGGGCACUUUUACUUGAAUAAAAACUUUUGCUGCUACGGCUACGACCAGGGCUCCAAGUGCGCGGGAUGGCGCUUCUGGAGCGAGGCGCUUGGCAUCCACUCGGCUGCGGGCAAGUGGUUCAUUGAGUACUUUUUCUUCUUGGCUUUCGGGGUCCUCUUUGCGUACUGUGCGGCACUGCUCGUGCAGGAAUAUGCCAUCUAUGCCAAGCACAGCGGUAUCCCCGAGAUCAAGACCGUCUUGGGCGGUUUCGUCAUUCGCAAGUUCCUGGGUCCUUGGACGUUGGUGACAAAGUCUUUUGGUCUGGUUCUCGCCGUGUCGUCGGGAAUGUGGUUGGGAAAAGAAGGCCCCCUGGUGCAUGUCGCAUGUUGCUGCGCAAACGUGUUCAUCAAGCUAUUCUCCAAUAUUAACAACAAUGAAGCACGAAAACGAGAAGUACUCUCAGCUGCAGCAGCUUCUGGUAUCUCGGUUGCCUUUGGAUCUCCUAUUGGAGGGGUGCUGUUCAGUCUUGAGCAAAUUUCAUACUUCUUCCCUGACAAGACCAUGUGGCAGAGCUUCGUCUGCGCCAUGUCCGCUGCCGUUAUCCUUCAGGCCUUUGACCCCUUUAGAUCUGGCAAGCUGGUCAUGUACCAGACAAAGUAUAGCCACGACUGGCAGGGCUUUGAGAUCUUGCCGUAUGCCAUACUGGGUAUCAUUGGCGGUGUCUAUGGCGGCCUCUUCAUCAAAGCCAACAUGGCCGUCGCUCGAUGGAAAAAAUCCAAAUCUUGGCUCCCCGGCCCCAUCACUCAAGUACUGGCAGUGGCCCUCCUCACUGCCCUCGUAAACUAUCCAAACCACUACAUGAAGUUUCAAGCUUCAGACCUCGUGUCCAAUCUAUUCACCGAAUGCUCCCAAAACCUGGACGACCAGAUUGGCCUGUGCAAAACCGGCGCAGCGUCAGCCGGCACCAUUGUCCUCCUCAUUUUCGCCGCCCUUGUCGGCUUCCUUCUUUCCACCAUCACUUUUGGCCUCCAGAUCCCCGCCGGCAUCAUCCUGCCGUCCAUGGCCAUCGGCGCCUUGGUCGGUCGUGCCAUGGGCAUAUUGAUGGAGAUUUGGGUGGACAACGCUCGCGGCUUCUUCCUCUUCAGAACCUGUGCUCCUGACACGCCAUGUGUCACGCCCGCUACCUAUGCCAUUGUCGGAGCAGCAGCGGCCCUCACAGGUGUCACUCGCAUGACCGUCUCCAUCGUCGUCAUCAUGUUUGAGCUCACCGGCGCCCUCACUUACGUCUUGCCCAUCAUGAUCGCCGUCAUGAUCUCCAAAUGGGUUGGCGACGCCUUCUCCCGCCGCGGCAUCUACGAGUCCUGGAUUCACUUCAACGAAUACCCCUUCCUCGAUAACAGCGCCGAAGUGGCCAUUCCCGACGUCCCCGUCGCCGACAUCGUGACCCGCGUCGAGGACCUCAUCGUCCUCACUGCCACGGGACACACAAUCGCAUCCCUCAACAGCAUCCUCGAGAUGCACCCCCACCGCGGCUUUCCUGUCAUUUCCGACCCCCGAGACGCCAUCCUCCUAGGCUACAUCUCCCGCGCAGAGCUAAGCUACAAUCUCAAAACAGCCUCCAAGUCUCCGCGCAGCCUUCCCCCGGAGACCGAAGCCUACUUCUCCCACCAGCCCCUCGCAGACCCUCGAACGACGCUCGAUCUCCGGCCGUGGAUGGACCAAACCCCGCUGACACUGCCCUCUCGCACGAGCUUGCACCUCGUCGUAUCCUACUUCCAGAAACUAGGCUUGCGGUACAUGCUCUUCACCGACCGUGGUGUCCUGCAGGGCCUGCUCACGAAAAAGGACAUUUGGUAUGUCCUCAAUGGCGCGGACGAAACGCGGCGCACAACAGCCGACUAUUCUGCGCCUAUUAGAACCGGAGCCAGGAUAAGAGAGCAAGAAAGCGGGAUUAUGGACGAGGGAGGUGAUGAGGAGCAGAGAGGCCUUUUGCGGCCGGGGGAUGAUGCGGAUGACACGGAUAGGGGGUCAAUAUUAUAG
Molecule: messenger RNA, 2721 nt
Organism: Trichoderma gamsii
Lineage: Eukaryota; Fungi; Ascomycota; Sordariomycetes; Hypocreales; Hypocreaceae
Product: chloride channel 3
Exons: 5
Coding region: 1-2721 (906 amino acids)
Biological process (GO): chloride transport; transmembrane transport
Cellular component (GO): Golgi apparatus; membrane; early endosome
Molecular function (GO): voltage-gated chloride channel activity
Source: RefSeq, a predicted model, not a curated record